GUGCUUCAGUUCAAGAUGGCGAACGAUGCGAGCAAACUACUACUGUCUUCACACCAAGAAAAAACCAGUCAUUAUACCUACCUGAAGGAGUUCCGCGUGGAGCAGUGCCAGUCGUUCCUGCAGCACAAAUGCAACCAGCAUCGCCCCUUCGUUUGCUUCAAUUGGCAUUUUCAAAAUCAGCGUCGUCGACGGCCAGUACGUAAACGCGAUGGCACAUUUAAUUACAGCGCUGAUAAUUAUUGCACCAAAUAUGAUGAAACAACUGGAAUCUGUCCCGAAGGCGAUGAAUGCCCCUUCCUACACCGAACAGCCGGCGACACCGAGCGUCGGUAUCAUUUACGCUACUACAAGACAUGCAUGUGUGUGCACGAUACGGACAGCCGGGGAUAUUGUGUGAAGAAUGGACUUCACUGCGCCUUUGCGCACGGCAUGCAGGACCAGCGGCCACCGGUGUAUGAUAUCAAAGAGCUGGAGACACUGCAGAAUUCGGAUAUAUCGUUGGACGGAACCAAUGCACAAAAUGCGCUCGAUAAGGAGCGAAACCUAAUGAACGAGGAUCCCAAGUGGCAGGACACCAACUAUGUGCUGGCCAACUACAAAACCGAGCCAUGCAAGCGUCCGCCCCGUUUGUGUCGCCAGGGCUAUGCCUGUCCACAGUACCAUAACAGCAAGGAUAAACGUCGCUCGCCCAGAAAGUACAAAUACAGGUCCACACCAUGUCCCAAUGUCAAGCACGGCGAGGAGUGGGGCGAACCGGGUAACUGUGAGGCCGGUGACAAUUGCCAGUAUUGUCACACACGGACCGAGCAACAGUUUCAUCCGGAAAUCUACAAGUCCACAAAAUGCAACGAUGUGCAACAGGCUGGCUACUGCCCUCGCAGCGUCUUCUGCGCCUUUGCGCAUGUGGAACCUUAUCUUGUCAACGAGCAGAAAAAGCGCGAUCAAGAAAUUGCCUUAAGCGAAAUCAUUUCGAAUGGUUUGUCCGGUAUGAAGAUGCAGGAUGAGGUCGCCAAUGGCAAACUGUCUACAGGACUGCUCCAGCUGAGCAAUAAUUUAUUAAAUAUUGAUGGUAAUAAUACAACCAACAAAAUGUUUGUAGAUGCUUUGGAAAAUACAACUAAUUCCAGCAAAAUCUUAAAUAUCUCACUACCACUGGACAGCCAUCCCUGUACAUUGGAAGAUCCACGCGAGAACUCGCUAUCGGCAAGUCUGGUUAACACUAGUUUAUUAACACGUUCCUCGGCGCCAAUUAACAUUCCUAAUACGACACUAAGUAACUCUAUUAACGACUUCAAUUCAGGUGGCUUUGCCGUCAACAUUCCCAGCAGCUCGCUCACAUAUAGCCCGACAAAUCAUGCCAAUCUAUUCAAUGUGUAUGGCGCCUCCAAUAAGCUGAGCAAUUCCCUAUCGGCUGCUACGCAAAACGAUAGUAAUAGCAUGUUCUUUCCGUCACGCAUUAUAUCGCCUGGCUUCGGCGAUGGUUUGUCGAUAAGCCCAUCAGUUAGAAUAUCCGAACUGAACACCAUACGUGAUGACAUCAACAGCAGCUCCGUGGGUAACAAUCUAUUUGAGAACACUUUGAAUACGGCUAAGAAUGCGUUCAGCUUACAAUCGCUGCAAUCGCAAAACAACACCGAUUUGGGUCGUAUGACCAAUGAGUUGCUCACGAAGAAUGCGCAGAUUCAAAAACUGUCCGUACGACUUGAGGAGCUUAUGUGCAAGAUAAAAAUAGCCGAACUGCAUCGCGAUAAGGCCAAACAGGAAGCCUUGGAAUGGAAGGACCGUCACGAUCUAGUGCAAAUACAACUCAAUUUACCAGGAGAGUUGCGCGAUUUAUCCAUACAAAAACUAAAGCAAUUACAAUCUAAACUGCGCACCGAUUUGGAGGAAGUAGACAAAGUAUUAUACUUGGAAAACGCCAAGAAGUGCAUGAAAUGCGAAGAGAACAAUCGAACCGUUACUUUGGAGCCCUGCAAUCAUCUGUCCAUUUGCAAUACAUGCGCCGGUUCGGUUACCGAGUGCCCCUAUUGUCAGGUGCCGGUAAUCACAACACACACAUAGAAUAUGUUUUAAGCGCUCCAGAACUUUGGAUGAGCCCCCCCUGUGCCUAAUUGGUACAGAGCGUGUUCACAGUGACAAUGGGCGAUAGAAACUCAACUUUAAUUGUAAGCAAAAUGUUAAACGUCUAGCAAAUAUGCCACGCCUGGCAUAUGACAGAGCUUACAUAUAUACUUAUAUUAUUUAUAUUACUCUAUAUGCAAAUUAAUUAUCUUGGAUAUUAGCAAUUACUAGGCACAAAAUAUGUAAUUCGUUUAGCAAGCAGCUAUGCAUUUGAAAUUUAUUACUCGUCUAAAUUACGCUACAGGAAAUUUUCUUUAUAUAUAUUUAUUUUUUGGUUUAUUUUCAUUUCAUUUUUUUAAUUUUGUGUUAAUUUUAGUUUAUAUAUACAAUUCGUAUACAUAACAGUUUCAAAGUUUCUCGUAUGUCCAUGACAUUUUAUUUUGUAUGAAACGAAUUUGCAAUAUUAUUGUCUUUAUUUUUUUUAUUAUUUCUGUAUUCAUAAUUUGCUACACUUGCAGUCACUAUUCACUAGUAUUAAUUAAACAAAUAAAAUCAUUUACAUUUAUAUGAAAUACCUGUACACGUUCAUAUAUUUUAUGACGAUCAUUUUUGCCGCUUCUAUAAAACAUUUAAAGAAAAAAUCAAAUUGACUAACAACAAAUGAAAACCACCAGUGAUUUUUAUAAACCAAUUGUCUAACUACAAAUAUAUGUAUUUUUUAGGUAUGUUUAAAUGAAAUAUAAAGAAAUCAAGAUUUUGUAAUUAAGAGAUUUCUAGGCAAGGUUCACGUUUUAGCGUCUUUGAUGAAGGAAAGACCCAAUUGAAUGCAAAUUUUUCAUGGGCGUACAAAAUAUUGAAAAUUGUAGAAACUGCAAUAUCUAUUCGUAGUGCUGCGACAUUGGUCAGUUUGUACAAUUUCUCAGCCUAUACUAUACUUUUAAUUUUCGUAUGUCUGCAUAUUAGCCAGAUAAUUAUAAACCAAUUUUGCAUCUAUUUAACUAUAGUUACAUAAAUGAUUUCACUUACACACUAAGAGAACCGACUAAAAACUUUUUAAAUAAUUUGUAUUUGAUGUAUUUCACUUUUAUACGCUACUAGGUUACUAUGUGAUUUCUUUAGUGCUUUAAGUACGUUUUUUCUAAUUUUUUUUUAAACUUUUAAAUUUAAUAUAAAGCUUCCAAUGAAAAUGCGGUCAAAGGUCAGAUAAACGAUAUAUCGAAGUCAAAAAUGUAUAUUAAUGGCCAAUGUUAAGAUGGUACAAGAUUAUUAAAUACACAAUAUUUACAACAAAAAAUUGAAGCGUGUGAUGUAAAAGAUUAAACAAUAAACGUAACUCAAGACAGCGAAUACAGUCUAUGAUGAAUGUUAACCGAAGCUAAUAUAAAACCGUCUUCAAAAUAUUUUUCACAAAAGCAAAAAGUUAAUGUAUUGUAUUGUAUGUAUUGUAGCUUAUAACAAAGUUGAGCAUCUAUAUAAAAUAUAAUGAACUCUAACGUAUUAUUAGUUAUAAAACUAAUGGCAAACAUGUUGAUCACUUAGGGCAUAAAAGUAAACUAUUUAAAUAUGAAAUUCACAUGCAGAAACUUAGGCAUUUAUUGAAAAUAAAACAGAUAGAAACCCAAAAUGAAAUCAUAACAUAUAGGUAUACUUAUAUUAAAGGAUAUGAAAAUAUAUUUGAUAGCUAACUAGCUAAGCAGCGCAAAGGCUUUUGUGUGUAUGUAGUAGCCAAAAAUUAAUGUAUCAACUAUACAAUGAUUAAAUGUGCAUGUUAAUGUGUGUUGCGAUUAAAUGCUUUAAUAUUAUUACUGUUCUACACAAAACCAAAAUAGAAACAAUAACAAUACAAAAUGGAAAGACAAGUUAAAGCAAUUGAAAGAACAUUAAACACACAUGAAUAAAAAAAAAUACAAAAAAAAAAUGGUUUUAUAAUGGAGCUGUUGAGUGCUAAAUUUGAAUGCUUAUACUGAAGCUCUUGCGAUAUACCCUCUAACUCUGAAUAAUUGGGCACAACGUAUUUAUAGCAAUAAACAUUAAUCUUAUCUACAAGCACAAACAUCGUAUUACUAGCAAAGCAAUUUAAAACACACAUCUCAGCUACGACAAACGAAACCAUUUCAUGACAACUCAAUACAAAUCAGAUAACUAAUUAACUGAGACAUAUAUACACACAAUGUAUGGAAAACGUAUGUAUUUUGUAUACGCUACUGUAAGAGUGAUCUUUAUGUGAUUUUGAAACUACUUGAAUAUGUGAUCCAAAAAUAUAUAAAAACAAAAAAAAUAAAGAAAACAAAACAAAAAAAACUUAAUAAUGAACAAAAAUAUAUAAAUAUACAUUUAUGCAAGCUCUCGCCAGAAUCAGCAGUUAAUGAAUGAUUACCAACUAAACUAAAACUUGAUGUACAACAAUAAUAAUAAACAACAACAACAACAACAAAAAAUGCUCCAGCUCCAUUUAGAAACAAA
Messenger RNA from Drosophila novamexicana, 4524 nucleotides. RefSeq names its product RING finger protein unkempt (gene unk). Gene Ontology annotation, molecular function: metal ion binding. The record is from RefSeq and is a predicted model, not a curated record. The transcript is spliced from 9 exons. Lineage: Eukaryota; Metazoa; Arthropoda; Insecta; Diptera; Drosophilidae. Bases 16 to 2061 code for a protein of 681 amino acids.